Drosophila montana is the source of this 1877-nucleotide messenger RNA. RefSeq names its product mitochondrial sodium/calcium exchanger protein-like. The record is from RefSeq and is a predicted model, not a curated record. Gene Ontology annotation, biological process: transmembrane transport; monoatomic cation transport; intracellular calcium ion homeostasis. The transcript is spliced from 7 exons. Bases 59 to 1798 code for a protein of 579 amino acids. NCBI's taxonomy places the organism in Eukaryota, Metazoa, Arthropoda, Insecta, Diptera, Drosophilidae. Gene Ontology annotation, molecular function: calcium:sodium antiporter activity. Gene Ontology annotation, cellular component: membrane.
AACUCAAGAAAUUUAUAUUUGGAAUAUUUCAAUUUAUAUUUUAUAUCAAAUCUGUAAAAUGAAUAUUGGGCUCUUUGAGUACUUCAACACGACAAAUCAAACGUCGCCCCACUGUGAGGCGCACCUGAAUUUCGCCAAGCCGGUGGCGCAGCAUCGAUGCGAAAGGCUGACGUUGCUGGACAAAAGUCGACGCUGCGACUAUGCCAGGAAUAGUGAAGCGUGUCUGUCCCGUAUGUUCAUGUUGAAUUACAACUCGUUCUUCUACUGCGGUUGCGAUGACAACCAUCUAUUCCGAUUUAUGUGCAUCGUAUUGCUGCUCAUUGUCAGUUCCUUGCUCUUUUGGGUCAUAUACUUUACCACGAAAAACUUCUUUGUGCCUGCUUUAACGGGCAUAUCGAAAAUGCUGAACAUGAAUGAAUAUAUCGCUGGACUGACCAUACUGACACUCGGCAAUAAUGCUCCAGACAUAUUCAGUGGCGUUGUUGCAAUAAACUCGGACUCGCGUCACAUCUAUUCAGAUGCCAUGUCCGUGAAUCUAUUCGUGAGCGUAUUCACAGCAUCCAUUAUCGUAUGGGUAACGCCAUUUGCCAUCGAUGGGAUAUUCUUUCUCCGCGAUGUGGGUUUCGUAUUGCUCUACGUAAGCUAUGUGGACUUAACAAUUAAGGUUUGCAACGGUUACAUAACAAUUGCCUGGGCCGUAUCGAUGUCUCUCAUAUGUCCCAUUUAUAUUGCGGUUGUCACUUGCGAUCAGUACCUUCAGUAUCGCAGGGAUAAGGAAUUGCGGGAGAAGGCAAAACAAGUCGCAGAGUCGCAGAGCAUUUUUAGCAAGCCAUCCCUCUCAUUCCCAACAAGUACUCCAGUCAGUCUUCUGGACAUGAGGCGACGCACUCAUAAGCCCAAUAGGCAUCUACUUCGGCAAUUCUUUCGGGUCUUUGACACCUUGGACAGAAAGGGCUUCAACAGCCAGUGGACCAUCUGCAAGAUGUGGGCCUUGGUUAAGGUGCCGCCUCUGAUUCUCUUGCGCCUAUAUAUACCACAAAUGUACUUCCACGAUUGCGGCUACACGUGGUCCAAGCUGCUCUGCUGCAUCCAGAUUUUCCUCACACCGACAACAAUCAUUGUAUUGAUCGUUCAUAUCUAUUUAAAACUACACAAAUGGACUCUACCCGCUUUUGGGAUCUGUUGUGGCAUAACCAUACCACUAUCGGGCCUAGCCUUUCUGCAUUCGCGCACGGACACGGUGCCCCGCUGGUACAAAUACAUGGCCAUAUUGAACGUGAUAGGCAGCAUUUUUGUGCUCUACGUGGCGACCAAAGAGCUGGUUGCCGUGGUCGAAACUGUGGGCAUUACACUCAACCGCAGUCAUACGUUCAUCGGAUGCACCCUCUACACUUGGGGCUGUUGCCUAACUGAUACUAUGGCAAAUGCGGGCAUGGCCCGCAAGGGUUUUCCCCGGAUGGCCUUUUCCGCUUGUUUCGGGUAUAUCAUGUUCUCUACCUUUGGGGCCGUUUGCAUGCCAGUUUUGUAUAAUGUUAUAAUUUCGCCACCAGGUGAAUUUCGAAUCACCGAGGGUACCGUUGGCGAAUCGGCCUCUAUUAUGCUCAUCAUAGGUCUCGUUAUGAUCAUUUUUUACGGCAUUACCACUAAUUUUAUGUUACGUCGAUCUGGCGCACUGCUGGGCAUAACCAUCUAUGGGCUAUUUCUAAUAUUUGUUGUUUCCAGUGAGUUCGAGCUGACUCAUGCUUUCGGUACAGAUCACAGCCUGGAUCGCAGCCAGUUCGAUGAGAGUUACACAUGAGAUUGAUUUAUUUAAUAUUUUCGCAACACAAAAACAUUGAAAACGCUGUCAGAAUAAACAGCUAGAGCGGUUGAUAAAA